Messenger RNA from Aspergillus alliaceus, 1044 nucleotides. Its product is annotated as zinc-binding alcohol dehydrogenase family protein. Gene Ontology annotation, molecular function: oxidoreductase activity, acting on NAD(P)H. The record is from RefSeq and is a predicted model, not a curated record. Lineage: Eukaryota; Fungi; Ascomycota; Eurotiomycetes; Eurotiales; Aspergillaceae. The transcript has a single exon. The coding region runs from base 1 to 1044 and encodes 347 amino acids.
AUGUCCCAGAAGGCUGUUGUUAUCACCGCUCCCAAAAAGGCAUCCCUUGUCUCGGACCGCCCGAUACCUAAGCUUCGCGACGACUAUAUCCUUGUUAAAACUGUCAGUGUAGCAUUGAACCCCACCGAUUGGAAGCAUGUUGAAUAUCUCGGAAUUCCCGGCUCCCUGGUCGGAUGUGACUACGCUGGAAUUGUUGAGGAAGUAGGCAAGGACGUUAAAAAGUCCUUCCGCAAAGGCGACCGGGUCUGCGGCUUUACCCAUGGCUCCAACGCCGUGCAACCCGAGGACGGCUGCUUCGCUGAGUAUAUCGUUGCGAAGGGUGAUCUCCAGAUGCACAUCCCCGAGUCGUUGAGCUUCCAAGAAGCUGCCACUUUGGGAGUCGGCAUUACUACUGUUGGCCAAGGCCUGUAUCAAAGUCUGAAAUUGGCUCUGCCAACCGAACCCAUCUCCGAGCCAGAGCCGAUUCUGAUCUACGGCGGUUCGACUGCUACCGGAUCGCUGGCGAUCCAGUAUGCCAAGCUUUCGGGCUACAAGGUUAUCACCACCUGCUCGCCUCACAAUUUCGGCUUGGUUAAGAAGCUCGGUGCGGAUGAAGUAUAUGACUACCGUGACCCUAAGUCCGCUCAGGCUAUCCGCGAGGCUACCAACGACAACCUGAGACUAGUUUUCGACACUAUCUCUCUGGAAGCCAGUGCUAAGUUCUGUGACAACGCUCUUUCUACCAAGGGUGGGGAGUACAGCAACCUGCUCAACAGCAAGAUUGAGCGUGAGAAUGUCAAUGAUCGCGCAACUCUUGGGUACACUGUCAUCGGAGAGGCGUUCAGCUUCGGUGAGCACAAGAUUCCUGCGAAGCCUCAGGACAAGGAAUUCGGUGAGAUGUUCUGGUCCCUUUCCGAGCCCUUGAUUGCGCAGGGUAAGAUCAAGGUGCACCCCCCCAAGGUUUGCGCCGAUGGAUUGAAGGGUGUGUUGGAGGGAAUGCAAUUGAUGAAGGAGGACAAGGUCAGUGGGCAGAAGCUGGUGUACAAUGUUUCCGAGACUCCUUAG